Molecule: messenger RNA, 1113 nt
Organism: Cercopithifilaria johnstoni
Lineage: Eukaryota; Metazoa; Nematoda; Chromadorea; Rhabditida; Onchocercidae
Source: the annotation of a GenBank genome assembly
AUGAACAGUAAUAACUGCCUGGAUAUAAAUGAAGAAUUAUGGCGGAAUAAUCGUGAUUGGAGCACUCAGUCAUCUACCAUAUUCAUCUUCAUUAUUUUUUAUGCAACAAUUAUCCUAAUUGGUAUUGUGGGUAAUUCAUGCGUCAUAUUGGCGAUAUCCAGGACUAGAACGCUACAAACAAUACCCAAUAUGUUCAUUUUUUCGUUGAGCUGUUCCGAUCUUGUUGUAUGCUUUACUUCAGCGACAAUAACGCCAAUUGCAGCAUUCAAAAAGAAAUGGAUCUUUGGUGCUGUGCUGUGUUCGAUAGCACCAUUUAUUGCUGGUGCUUCGUUGUGCUUCUCCACGUUCACCCUCUCAGCAAUCUCAGUGGAUCGUUUUUUGCUUAUUUAUUUUCCGACCAGAAAAGCUUUAUCCCGACUACAAGCAAUAAUCGUAAUUAUGGUAAUAUGCAUAUUAUCUACUUCAUUAUCGGCACCAGUAAUAUUCAAGCAACGACUUAAAAGAAUUGGUAAUUAUUGUGGCCAAUUCUGCACAGAAGAAUGGGGUAUUGAUCAAAGCGGUAGACGAGUUUAUGGGUCCAUAAUGCUUAGUGUACAAUUCAUUGUACCUUUGGUGAUUAUCACUUUUUGUUACACCGCCAUCUCCGUCAAACUAGGAAAGAGUAUAAUACAUAAAAGUCGGCAACAGCAUAAUGAAUGGCAAUUAGGAAUGACCGAUCAGCAACGAGCGGCCAUAAAACGUAGACAACGAACAAAUCGUAUGCUAAUUGGAAUGGUUGUUGCAUUUUCUGCAAGCUGGUUCUUCAGUGUAUUAUUUAAUGUUCUUAGGGACUACGAUUGCUUACCAGAAUGGUGCCAAGAUCAAGAAUAUUUUUUUGGAAUUGCAACGCAUUGCAUUGCUAUGUCUUCAACUGUAUGGAAUCCAUUGCUUUAUGCAGCUUUGAAUUUGCAAUUACGUGCUGCUUUUCUGCAAUUAUUGCCUGAAUGUGUAAGACAACGAGAAAUGCGAAAAAAUAAUGUUCAUAAUUGUAAGCCAUUGCUUCAGUCGCGGAAUAUUUUGCGGAAUGAUUUCACAAAAAGUAAGGUACUGAGCUGUGACUGCAAGAGAAGGUAA